Messenger RNA from Clarias gariepinus (North African catfish), 2379 nucleotides. Its product is annotated as glutathione hydrolase 1 proenzyme-like. The transcript has 11 exons. Gene Ontology annotation, molecular function: glutathione gamma-glutamate hydrolase. The record is from RefSeq and is a predicted model, not a curated record. Gene Ontology annotation, cellular component: plasma membrane. Bases 467 to 2023 code for a protein of 518 amino acids. Gene Ontology annotation, biological process: glutathione catabolic process; peptide modification; regulation of immune system process. NCBI's taxonomy places the organism in Eukaryota, Metazoa, Chordata, Actinopteri, Siluriformes, Clariidae.
UACAUUUCUUAAAAGCGGCCCUUAAAAUUGGCUGCUACUCCAAAGCCGCCGUAGCAGCCGAUGCUGGGAAAUGUUCUGAGAUCGGCAGGUAGGACAAACAACAAAUCAUAAUGAAUCACAGUGUGGUUAUUCCUGUCAUUCACAGCAGGUUGCAGUUCAAUCAGAGCUCUACAUUUAACCCAGUGUCACCCAGUGAUGGUUUACUUAUUUACUGAAGGGAAUUUACUAUUCCUAAUAAAAUUAUGGAAUAAAACUGUAUGUAAAUUAUUAUUGACCAUAAAAAUAUCUGUAAAUCGAUAAAUUUAUAUAAAUUUAUACAUCAAUACAAUGCUUGGCAUCUCCAUAUUAAACACAGCACAUGAAGCUGAGCAACAAGGAGACGUUUACAAAGAAUAACAGUCAUGUCAUGUUGUAGUGGUAUGUGUGUGUGUGUGUGUGUGUGUGUGUGUGUGUGUGUGUCAGGGACAUGCUAAAGCGUGGAGGCUCUGCAGUUGAUGCCGCCAUUGCAGCACUGCUGUGUGUUGGACUGUUUAACCCCCAGAGCAUGGGCAUCGGAGGAGGACAUUUCUUCCUCAUCUAUAACAGCUCUACAGGGAAGGUGGAGACUAUCAAUGCGAGGGAAACAGCUCCUAGGCGUGUCACAUGGGACAUGUUUACCAAAAAAGAAGAAUCAGAAACAGGAGGCAAGUCCAUCGCGGUCCCUGGUGAGCUUCGUGGUUAUGAGCUGGCACACCGCCGUCAUGGGCGUCUGUCGUGGAGGGAGCUGUUUGAGCCGAGCAUCCAGCUGGCACGUGACGGCAUCCGCAUCAGCAGAGCUCUCAGCGAUGCCUUAAACAAAUCAUCAGAGCAGGGGCACAUUCUGCCUGAUUCAGCUCUGUGUGAAGUAUUCUGUAACUCCAAUAAAACCAUCCUGAGGGAAAAUGAUAUUAUCAAAUACCCACGGCUAGCAGACACCUAUGAGAAGAUCGCUAACGAAGGAGCUGAUGUCUUUUAUAACGGCUCCAUGGCUCAAACCAUCGUGGAUGACAUCCAGGCUGCAGAUGGCAAUAUAACGCUUGAAGACCUGUCAGGGUAUAGACCAGAGCUGAAUGAAGACACCAUGAAGAUAAAUGUGGGAGAAUACACUAUGCACUUUCCAGAUGCUCCAUCUAGCGGUCCUGUGCUAGCGCUAAUCCUUAACAUUGUGAAUGGUUAUAAUUUCUCAAGCAGCAGUGUGUCUACUACAGAGAAGGAGACAAUCACUUAUCACCGCAUUAUUGAGGCUUUCCGCUUCGCCUUCGCUAAGAGGACUAAGCUGGGAGAUCCUCGCUUCCUCAACAUCACUGACUUCAUCCACAACAUGACCUCAGAGUACUUUGCCAAUAUUAUACGCAGUAAGAUCUCAGAUGAGACCACACAUCCAGAGUGGUACUAUGAACCAGAGUACUCUAACACAAAAAGUUAUGGGACAAGUCACCUGUCCAUCCUUGCUGAGGAUGGGAGCGCCGUGGCAGUGACUAGCACCAUCAAUCUGGCGUUUGGUUCUAAAGUGAUGUCACCGUCCACUGGAAUCAUCUUUAACAAUAUUAUGGAUGACUUCAGUUCUCCAAACUUUUCAAAUGCUUACAAUGUUUCUCCUUCUCCUAAUAAUUUCAUCGAAGCAGGUAAAAGGCCGCUCUCAGCCAUGUGCCCUACCAUAAUCUUCGACAAACACAACAAAGUUAAAAUGGUUGUUGGAGCUGAAGGUGGGCCGAAGAUUAUUACAGCAACGGCUCUGGUCAUCCUGAACUCUCUGUUCUUUAACUAUGAUGUAAAGGAAAGUGUAAAUAAACACAGAGUCCACAACCAGCUCAACCCCAACACCACCGAGGUGGAGGAUGGCUUUAACCAGAUCGUACAAGAAGGACUAGAGAAGAAGAAUCACAGUACAGAGAUUUACAAAAAGACAAAACCCUUUUCGGUGGUUCAGGCCGUGGUGAGGCAAGAUGGACAGAUCUGUGCUGAAUCAGAUCAGAGAAAAAGAGGACAAGCUGCCGGUUACUGAAACUUUAACAACAUUUUAUCUCUAUAUCUUUAAUCAAACAAAAAGAAAUGUACGAAAUCAAUUUAAAUAUAACCGUGCCUUCAAAAGAAGCUUUUUUUAGAUGCAGAGAUCAGUGGUGUUGUUUCUUCUAUUUGUUGUUUUAUUUCAUGUGCAGCAGGGUCAUCUGAGCCACUGUUACUCUUUUAACUGAAUAAAAAAAUUUUGUGUUUUAAAAAUAACUGUAAAAGAGAGAUAAAACCAUUUUUUUGUUUGGUUGUUUGUUUACAUUAAAAGCAAAUACAAAAAAAAACUUAUUGUUUAAUUUACAGACUAAUUUAAAUUAUGUAACAUGUGAUUUGAAAUAAAACAAUUCUUGG